Hansenula ciferrii is the source of this 1659-nucleotide messenger RNA. It is a transcript of the gene ZRG17, whose product is annotated as Zn(2+) transporter ZRG17. The transcript has a single exon. The record is from RefSeq and is a predicted model, not a curated record. The coding region runs from base 1 to 1659 and encodes 552 amino acids. NCBI's taxonomy places the organism in Eukaryota, Fungi, Ascomycota, Saccharomycetes, Phaffomycetales, Wickerhamomycetaceae.
AUGUCAGAAGGAGGAUCAAAUCCAUUCGAUAAUAAACCUGUGCUGCAGGCACCUGCCACGCCAAAGGAUACACCAAGAUCCCGGUAUGAUCAAUUUAGUACACCAACACAAUCGCCAAUGAUUAAGAUAUCAGAAUUAGAAGAACCAGAUACAUUAGGAUCACCAAGUCUUUCAGAUAUAAUGAUGCCUCCAAAUGCUCAAUUUACUGGUAAUCAUAAUAAAAGAAAUAGUUUGAAUUUUUCACCAGGACAUAAUUCAUCAGGUUCUUUUUCACAAGCUGGUAAUAGAACUUCACUUUAUAGUUUGGAUAAUAACUCAUCUUCAUCAUUUUUAAUACCUGGUGGAAACGUUCCAGGUAAUCGUUCUUCAAUUUCUAGCUUAAAAUAUGUUCCACCACCACCAGUACCACCUCGCAAUAGAUCUCCAACUAGAUCAUCAUCUCCAAUCAGAAGUCGUUCACCUUCACCAAAGAAAUAUCAACCUUUUAAUUUUAGAUCAACAAAUUUAUCAACACCUUCUUCAGUUAACAAUGCAAGAGCUUCUCAUAGAAAAGGUCAUAGAUAUAAACAUUCUUCAGUUUCAAUGAAUUUUUUCCAAGAACCUAAAGCUAGAGCACCUUUGAAAAUUGCAAUUUCAUUCCCAAUACCAACUAUUAAUGAAUUUUUCAAUAGUUGUAAUCAACAACAAAAGCAAAAAUUAAUAUGGUCAUUUGCUCAUUUAUUAACUUCAUUAAUUAUAUUCCUGGUUGGAUUUAAAUAUUCAUUAACUUCAUUUUCCACUUUAAGUCAUUUAAUUUUUUAUGAUUCAUUAGGAAGUCUUACAGUGGUUUUCGUUGAUAUAAUGACAAAUUUUGAUGUAUGGAGUAAAAGUUCCAUGAAAUAUCCCUUUGGUUUGGGGAGAAUUGAAGUUCUUGCUGGAUUUGCCUUAUCAAUAUCAUUAAUCUUUGUUGGAUGUGAUUUAAUUAGUCAUUUUAUUGAAGAAUUUAUGAUUUCAUUUUUUGAUGAUAAUAACUCAACUAGUCAUGAUCAUAGUUCAGGUCAUAAUCAUCAUCAUAAAUCAUCAUCUUUAGAUAUAAAUAUUUUCACUUAUGAAUUUUUCAUAAUAUUUGCAGCUAUAACUACAUUAAUUUCAUCAAAUUUUAUUGUUGUUAAAGAUAAUAUUAAUAAUAUGAUUAAAAAUUUUAAAUUUUUAAGCAAGACAAAUUUUAUAAAUAAUCCAACUCAUUUCAUAACAUUAUUAUUUACAAUUUAUUUAUCAUUAUACCCCGUUGUUAUUAAUAUUAAUUCUGAUUUUAAAAUUAAUGAAAUUUCAACUUUAUUUAUAUCCAUAUUAAUUUGUUAUAUUGGUUGGAAAAUUGUUAGUUAUUUAGGUUCAAUCUUAUUAUUAACUUAUCCUGGUACUAAAUCCCAAUUUAAUUCCAUAUCAAAUUUGAUUUCAGAUGAAAUUAAAUCAUUAAAUCAAUUUAAAUCAAAUUAUUCAAUUCAAAAUUUUGUUAUAUUUAGAGUUCAUUCAAAACUUUUAGUGGUAUUUAUUCAUAUUAAAAUGGUUGGUGGUUCUGAUGAUGAUGAAAUAUCUUUAAGAUAUCAAAUUAAUGAAAUUAUUAAAACCCAUAUUAAACAAACAGAUAUUGAAACUACAGUAGAUAUAGAUAGACUUUAA